Trifolium pratense (red clover) is the source of this 1696-nucleotide messenger RNA. RefSeq names its product protein IQ-DOMAIN 19-like. Bases 105 to 1448 code for a protein of 447 amino acids. The transcript is spliced from 4 exons. Gene Ontology annotation, molecular function: protein binding. Lineage: Eukaryota; Viridiplantae; Streptophyta; Magnoliopsida; Fabales; Fabaceae. The record is from RefSeq and is a predicted model, not a curated record.
UAACAUGGGGACCAUAGUAUUGAAAGAAGUUUAUCAAAUACAGAUAUGAAAGAGAUCUACCCCUCAUUUGGUUGUUUUGUUGUGAGUUGUUGAAUGUUGAUACUAUGCAUGUUUUGACAAUGAUGGGGAAAACAAGCAAAUGGCUUAGGAAUCUUUUGAAAGGGAAGAAAGACAAAGAAAAAGAGAAGGAAAAUUGUGAAAAUGGAACAGAAAAUCCAACUACUCCAAUCUCAACAACACCAAAGGAGAAAAGAAGAUGGAGUUUUAGGAGAUCAUCAGCUUCCAAGGAAGUUAAUGUUGCAGAAUCAAGUGUCACUUCUUCAGUGACACCACAAACUAUCAAAGAUUCUCAAAAUUAUCAGAGGAAGCAUGUCAUGGAUGUUGCUGCUGCUGAUGGUGUGAUCUUCUUGAAUUCUGCAGGUUCCAAUGGAGGAAUUAGAAAGAGUGUUGAAGAGGCUUCUGCUAUUAAAAUUCAAUCUGUUUUCAGAUCCUACUUGGCAAGAAAGGCACUGUGUGCUCUUAGAGGAAUAGUGAAGCUUCAAGCACUAGUAAGGGGUCACUUAGUGAGAAAACAAACAACUGAGACACUAAGAUGCAUGCAGGCUUUGGUCAUAGCACAGGCAAGAGCUUGUGCUCAAAGGGCUAGAAUGUUGUCAGAAGAAAAGACUAAUCAAAAGCAAUCAACAUACAGAAAAAUCUCAGAAGACAGUUUAUUCAUGCAUAUGUAUAAUGAAAUGGAGAGAAGCUUGGAAGAGAAUAUAAAGACAGUGGAGAUGGAUGUUUGUGAAUCCAAAUGCAACUCAAGAGGCAGAAACAACACUACAGAUAAUGAACAUCAUGAAUUGUCUCAACAUAGAUUUUCUGCAUAUUACUCACCAAAUAGUUCAUACUCAAAGAAAGAAAACUACAAGGUAUCACCAACACCAUCAGCAAUAACAGAUUCAAGUCCAAGAGCAUGCAGUGCACAUUUUGAGGACUGUUCCUUCAGUACAGCACAGAAUAGUCCCUAUUACUACUCAGCAGUAUCAAGAGUCGACGAUUCAAAGCUGCCAUUUGCUUUCCCUAAGCAAUCCUAUGAAGAAUCCAUGUCGAAUGACUAUCCAUUAUUUCCAAAUUAUAUGGCUAAUACAGAAUCAUCAAGAGCUAAAGUCAGAUCACAGAGUGCGCCGAAGCAAAGGCCUGACUCGUAUGAGAGGCAACCGAGUCGGCGAAGAGCUUCGGUUGAAGGAAGAAAUGUUCCAAGGCCUGUGAGGAUGGUGAGAUCAUCUUCACAUGUUGGUGCAACUGCACAAAACUACCAAUACCCAUGGUCAAUAAAGCUUGAUAAAUCAUCAGUUUCACUCAGUGAGAGUGAGUGCUGUGGCUCUGCAAGUACAGUACUAACAAACUCUAACUAUUGCAGAUCUCUUGCUUCAUAUAAUAAUAAUCCUCAUGGACCAAGGUACUGACAAUGCAACUUCCACUAAAACAAAGGGUAGAUCCAUUUUGCAGGAACUUCAAAAAUCUAGAGUUCUUCUGCAGUGUCCUUCUCCUUGUACACUUAAAAACAAAUAACAGACUUGGCCCUCUAAAAUAGAGUACUUGCAAGAGAUUUACUUGUAGUUCCAGUUUUUUUUUUUUUGAGUUUCUUCUAAGAAUCAUGUGCAAAAUUGUGAAUUACAAUGUGAGAAUUUUUCAAAGGUUUAUGAACUGUGUA